This is a messenger RNA of Anguilla rostrata (American eel), 6162 nucleotides long. RefSeq names its product granule associated Rac and RHOG effector protein 1-like. Gene Ontology annotation, molecular function: CCR4-NOT complex binding. The transcript is spliced from 14 exons. The record is from RefSeq and is a predicted model, not a curated record. Lineage: Eukaryota; Metazoa; Chordata; Actinopteri; Anguilliformes; Anguillidae. Gene Ontology annotation, biological process: Rac protein signal transduction. The coding region runs from base 1043 to 4366 and encodes 1107 amino acids.
CAAGCACAGGGAAACUCCCUUUUUAAACCCUUUUUCGUGGUUUAUAUCCAAAACGUCACUUCCGGUGUACACAGACAGGGAUUUGCCGCUGUCAGGACGGUGGGAUGUUGCUGGAAAUGACCUAGAGGCCUUACAGAUUCAUUUCCGCUCCGUGGAUUGGGACUGCAGUCGUGGAGAAGCCGGGUCUGGAAGCAGCACGUUUCCCCCGUUUCAGUAGUAACUACCUCAGCCGCCAGAGAAAGGGGGAGGAGCCCCGGCUCAGCAAAGUCCCGGCAGAUUUUUGCGGGCUGUUCCACGCUCCUCACCGCGCGAGCGCUACGCUACGGACCGGGUCCGAGACAGACGGGACCCGUCCGCGAACACACGGACGUGUGGCAGAAGACCGCCCUCCUGAAGGAAGUGCCAGGGCACUGCGAUCUCUGUCUUCUCCGUUUCUCGUCUUUUAUUAAUGUUAUGUCUGCUGUUGACCAGUGUCACGUUUUCCUGAACCUUUUUGUUUUAGCUUAAAGCUUUUGAAGAUUGAUAUUUUUUAUUAGACGCGUACAUAUAUAGAUAUAUUUACACGCGUACAAAAGGGGGGUUUUCAUUCCUCUGUUUGAAGAAAGAAAAAAAAAAAAAAACUUGUGCACUUUGAGAAUUCCCUGGACUGAAGCUACCAGCCACUAAGAAUGAGAGCCAGUCAGAGGCAGAGCUGCCCCAGUGCUGGAUCACUCCCCAUAACCGCGUAUCCCUCCGCCCCCCGUCACUGAUUGAGCUUCUGGUGAAGGAGGAAAGUACACGUCACCUGAUAGUACCCUCGGUUUUGACUGUUAAAUGGGACCCGCAGCAGCGCUGCUCAGAGAAUUCACACCCAGUCAGCGAGUCGACACGCCCCUGUUGAGCCUUUAGAAAUGCCUUUUAGACAGAUUAUACCUGUUAGCUGUCUUUGUACCUGACUUAGAAAGCUGUGCGUUUGGGGAGAGGCUGUCACUGUGAAGCAGAGUGGUUGACUGAGCCAGCGGUAGGCCAGCGCGCAGAAGAUUCCCCAGACAGUUGAACACUUAUGUAUUGUUGCAGCGCGCAGGAAAGUAAAAUGGACUACAAGCGGCGCUUUUUGCUUGGCGGGUCCAAGCAGAAAGGGCAGCAGCACCAGCAGUACUCCAUGCCCGAGUUGGGACGGGCCCUCAGCGCCCCGCUGGGCCCCUCCUGCUCCGCCCCCGCCUCCAUGGGGGCCGGCGGCGGGUCGCCCGGCAACUGCGGCCACCCCCCCCACCCCAGCGCCACCACCGCCAUCGCCGACAUCCAGCAGGGCAUCUCCAAGUACCUGGACGCGCUGAACGUGUUCUGCAGGGCCAGCGCCUUCCUCACCGACCUCUUCAGCGGCGUGUUCAGGAACUCGCACUACUCCAAAGCAGCUAUGCAACUGAAGGACGUGCAGGAACACGUCAUGGAGGCGGCCGGCCGGCUCACCGCAGCAAUAAAGCCCGAGAUCGCCAAGAUGCUGAUGGAGCUGAGCGCCGGGGCCGCCAACUUCAAAGACCAGACCGACUUCAGCCUGCAGGACGUGGAGGUCCUGGGGCGCUGCUUCCUGACGGUGAUGCAGGUGCACUUCCAGUUCCUGUCCCAGGCCCUGCAGAAGGUGCAGCCCGUGGCCCAGUCCUGCCUGGCUGAGGCCCUGGCCCAGGCCCAGGAGCGCCGCUCCAGCGCCCCGCCCCACAGCUCCGGAGCCACGCCCCUGACCGAGCUGGAGGAGGCCACCCGGUCAUGGAAGGGCGCGGCUGAGGCCACGUCGCGGCUGAGGGAGAGGGGCAGAGACGGUUGCUUGGCCGGGAUCGAAGUCCAGCAGCUCUUCUGCUCACACAACACCACCAUCCCUGAGAGCCAGCUGAAGGAGCUCAACAUGAAGACAGAUAACGCCUUACAGGCUUAUAAAGUGGCUUUGGAGAGUCAGGGCCACAGUGAGUAUGCCCUGAAGGCUGGGUUCCACCUCAAUCCCAAAGCUGUGGAAGCAUCUUUGCAGGGCUGCUGUGGUGAAGCAGAGGCCCAGCAGGCCGGUCGGAUGCAGACCCCCUCCCAGCCCAUCCAGUGUGAGCUGCCCACCAUCCCCCUGCAGAUCUGCUCCCACUUCCUCAAAGGCGUGUCCUUCAACGAGUCUGCCGCCGACAACCUCAAGCUCAAAACGCACACCAUGCUCCAGCUGAUUAAAGAGGCAGCAGAGCGCAAUGGGGUGACCCUGCGGGACGACUCCCCCGUCACCGACGUCCUCAACCAGGUGUGUCCCUCCAGCUGGAGAGGAGCCUGCAAGACCGCCGUGCAGCUACUGUUCGGCCAGGCGGGGCUGGUGGUGGUUGACACUGCUCAGAUUGAAAACAAAGAGGCCUACGCUCCCCAGAUUACCCUGGAGGGAUCCAGAAUUGUUGUUCAAGUCCCCUCUACAUGGUGUCUGAAGGAGGACCCAGCCACUAUGUCCCUGCUGCAGCGCAGUCUGGACCCAGAGAAGACGCUGGGCUUGGUGGACGUGCUCUACACUGCUGUGUACGACCUCAACAGGUGGAGAGAAUGCAGGGAGCAGGCCCUGCCCACCAUUCAGGUGCAGCUGCAGCGGGAGAGCUCGGACUACAGCCCGCAGACAGACCUGCCGCCCGGCAGCGGGUCCAAGUCCUCCAGCGGCCUGCCCAAGACCAUCUCCAAGCUGACCUCCAAGUUCACCAAGAAGGUGUGCUCCAGCAGCGGCAGCGGAGGCAGCUACUCCAUCCCCAACACGCCCUCCCGCAGCGCCCCGGACGACAAGGCCAAGGGCGGGGCUGGGGGCGGAGCUGACGGCAGGCUCCAGGGCAUCCUCCACAUGAGCAGCUUGCCCUGCACCCCCGACCCCGGGCAGUCCCCGCAGAGCCUGGCCGCCCAGCUGGCCAACGGCUGCCUGCCAGACGAGAAGGGCAUGAACCUGCCCACGGACCAGGAGAUGCAGGACGUCAUCGACUUUCUCUCAGGGUUCAACAUGGGCAAGUCCCAGCAGGCCUCCCCCCUGGUCAAGAGGAGGAACUCGGUGGCCUCCACCAACGUGUCCGAGCUGAAACCCCCCACAGGAGCGGCCCCGCCUACACAGGCUGCGGCCCAUAGUGCCCUGCAGCCCCCUGCCCCGGUCCUGCCACAACCCCAACCGCAGCCGCAACCACAACAGCAGCCACCGCAACCGCCACAGCAGCCGCACCCAGCUCAGAAGCCACCGCAGCCACACCCCCCUUCCCAGCAGGCACUGCAGUACUAUCAGCACCUGCUGCAGCCCAUUGGUCAGCAGCAGCAGCAGGCCUCUCCACAGCACCCUUCCCAGCAGCCUCCACCCCAGCAGCAGCAGCGCGUGCCAGCCAAGUGGCCCACCAGCUCCACCCAGCACCCCCCACAGGGCCCUCCCCCCGCAGGGCUCUCUCCCAUUGGGCAGCUGGGGCAGUGGGGCGCGCCCGGCCUCCCGGACCUGAGCUCAGACCUGUACAGCCUGGGCCUGGUGAGCACCUACAUGGACAGCAUGAUGUCAGAGAUGCUGGGCCACAAGCCCACCGGGCCCCGGAACAACACCUGGCCCAACCGGGACCAGAGCGAGGGCGUGUUCGGGGCCCUGGGAGACGUGCUUCCGCGCUUCGAGUCCCUGGGCUCGGACCCAGAGUUUGCCCGGUACGUGGCCGGCGUGAACCAGGCCAUGCAGCAGAAACGGCAAGCGCAGCACGUUCGUCACCCCAGCAACGCACGCAGCAACUGGCCAAUCGCUGACGAGUCUCACAGGAGCUGGCCCCACCCGGAGUACUACACUGAAGGGGAUGCCAUGAGCAGCAGCUGGUCGGCCAAUCAGGGGGACUCGGCCAGCUCAAGCGACGAGACCUCUUCGGCCAAUGGGGACAGCCUGUUCUCCAUGUUCUCAGGACCCGACCUUGUAGCAGCUGUCAAACAGAGAAGAAAACACAGCUGUGGGGAGCAGGAGGCGUUUACCCUUCCCUCGCCCCCCCUCCAUCACACCGGGGAGGACAGCAGCCAGGACUGCAAAAUGAAAACCUGGCCUCCGAAGGCUCCUUGGCAGCACUCCUCCCCCCACACCAACACCCUGCCCAAUGUCAGCUCUUCCUUGUACCAGAUGACCAUCCCCUCCAGCCAAUGGAGCGACUCCAUGCAGAUGCUGCAGUCGCCGGUGUGGUCUACGGCCGGUGACUGCCCCCCCUCCGCGGGGAUGACCCCCGGCUUCCCCUAUGCGCAGCCGCAGACGCAGACCCCUCUGCAGACCCCGCAGACGCAGACGCAGCAGCAGCAGCAGGCUUCCCAGCACAAGGCCGUCGGCAAGGGCUUCAAAUCCUUCCCCCUGAAACACGAGCACAGGCCCUCCUACCUGCACCAGUACUGAGUCCGAGCGGCGCGGCGGGAGCCGGAGCAGCGCCCGCGCGUCGCCAUGACGACUCGGCGCGGCAGGACUCCGGCCGAGCGGCGCCAGGUGUGUAUAUAGGCCUGUCCCGUACUCGUAGUCGUGUGUGUGUGUGUGUGUGUGUGUGUUUACUGUAGAGCGAGCCGCGACCGUUAGUUAUAAGCUGCUCCGUUCUUGAAUCCAAAUCCAAAAUGUGUGAAAUUGGGGGGGUGGUCUUACUGAGUUUGUAGCCAAGCUGAAGCAGACACUGCAGCACUAACAUUUUAUACCUAUUUUUCCAUUUGAGAGUUUUUCUAAGCUGUUGUGCUGGCUGAGCUGUGUGCAUGACAGCAGCUAAUCUGAUGGUCGCGUCUCUUGUCCAGUUAACGUAUAUGCUUUGUUUCCUGAGCAUUAGGUAGCCUGUGGAAUGCAGUGGAGUACAAGUGCUUGUCCAUUUUGCUACUUUUGCGACUGAUAGUUUGUGUUAGCUAUGAGGACGGAGAGACCCCUCCAGUGGGAGUCCUCUGAUCCUGAAGUAUACUGUGUGGCUAAGAAACUGUAACUGCCAAAUCUCAUGCAAGAUGAACCAGACAACAGCUCUCAUCUAUUGUUUCAUUGCUUGUAAAUUACUCAAACUGAAAUAUAAAUUAUUUACUUCCAUUUGUAUUAAAUAGGCUUUGAGCUGGCUCAGCAGAAAUAUAAUAAUCAUUACAGAAGUGUAAUUUGAAAGACACACUCUACUUUUUCAGCAACUGAUAUUGCUAUAGAGUCAAAAUAAUAGCAAAUAUGUGCCAUGUUAAUAUUAAUAACGCUUUACAGAUUAUUUUUCCAACCAAAGCGUUGUUCAGAGUAUGAAUGGUGCUUUAGAGUAAAAGAAUGAGUUAUAAUAAUAAUAAUAAUAAUAAUAAUAAUAAUAAUAUCUACCUAUCCCAUUGUACAGUAACCUUGGAACAUCUCUGUGGUUAAAUAUUAAAUGGUCAUUUUUUUGUUUUUCUGAUUGGCAAGUUUCUAAAUGCAAAAAUUUGAAAAACAAACAUAACAUUUUUUUUUCCAUUUAAAUACAAUAUUUUUUUGUACAAAAAUUGACAGUAUUAAUCUUAUUUUUGUAUUUUCUUAAAUGUUAUACCAUUAUUGUAUGUUUCAUGCUAACAUAAUUUAGGCGUAUUGAUAAAUAGAUCCUCUUCCCUCACCUCCCUAAUAGAAUGGUGAAAAGCACAUUUUAUUUACUACAGAGUUUAACUACAUCAUAUAUCUAUAAGGUUACCAAAUAUGCCAUUAUAACACUAAAAAACAUUAUUGUGUGUUUAGGGCAUUUUGAGCCCGGGUUUCUCAGUUUGUAUGGCAGUGGGCUGUAUUUAAAUGCCCAGAAUGCUGACUUUUCUGUGACGUUUGUGGAUGCCAAUGUUGCCUGUAUUUCUAUGACACCAUCGUUUUCUGAAAACUAACAUACCAUGUUUACAGAGAAUCAUUCGCUGUAUAUAUAUAAAAUACCUUUUUAUAGUUAAGUGCUUUGCACAAUCAAAAUACGCGGUUUGUUGCUUUUUGUCUGUGUCAAUCUCCCAAACUGUUGCUUUUUUUAAAGAUAUCUAUGAAGACCUUGAACUGUAACUGUAAGCAUUUCUCAGCUGUGUCAAACGGUUUACCAGUUGCUUUACUAAAAAAGAAAAUGUAGCUCUGUUUGAGCAGAUAUGAAGGGGGACUGCUUGGCUUAUGUUGCUUAUUGUUCUCUAGAGGUGGCAACUUAAAUCUUUCCAACUGUUCCAGCAAAGCAAAAAAAAUAAAAAUUAAAUGAACUAGCA